Hypanus sabinus (Atlantic stingray) is the source of this 990-nucleotide messenger RNA. Its product is annotated as C3a anaphylatoxin chemotactic receptor-like. Gene Ontology annotation, molecular function: G protein-coupled receptor activity; complement component C5a receptor activity. Bases 1 to 990 code for a protein of 329 amino acids. Gene Ontology annotation, biological process: positive regulation of cytosolic calcium ion concentration; inflammatory response; phospholipase C-activating G protein-coupled receptor signaling pathway. The record is from RefSeq and is a predicted model, not a curated record. Lineage: Eukaryota; Metazoa; Chordata; Chondrichthyes; Myliobatiformes; Dasyatidae. Gene Ontology annotation, cellular component: plasma membrane. The transcript has a single exon.
AUGUCGUUAUCCGAAGGUGUGUCCAAUUCGACGCUCGCUGGGAAUCUGUCCUCCCACAAUUCCACGGCCGAUGGAAACAUAAUGGAGUGGGAAGCACUUUCCAUCAUGUCAACGGUCAUCUUAACCCUCGCCGUCUUACUGGGCGUGCCGGGUAACGGCGCCGUCAUCUGGGUGACGGGCUUCAAGAUGAAGAUUAAGGUCCACACGGUGUGUUUUCUGAACCUGGCUAUGGCUGACCUGAUCUAUUGCCUGACUCUUCCCUUCCGCUUGGCCAACAUGUUCCUGACCUACUCUGGGUACAAACCCUACUUUUCCCUGAUGUGUAUUGGAUUCUUCAUGAUUUUCAACGCAUCCGCCAGCAUAUAUCUCUUAUGUCUGAUCAGCAUCUGCCGCUGCCUGGCUAUUACUCGGCCCACGUGGUUCCAGCAACAUCUGAGCCUCACGUGGGUGCGUGCGGCCUGCUUCGGAGUCUGGAUCUUAGCCAUCGUCAUGUGCCUGCCCGUCCUCCUGCUUCCGGAUUGGAAGAAGCAACGGACCGUCUUGGAGCUAUUUUGGUUUGUUUUCAUCUUCGGCCUCCCCCUUCUAAUUAUGAUCACCUGCUACUCCCUGGCUGGCUGCAGGCUGCAAGGAAACAGGUUCACCAAAUCUAAGAAACCUGUCCGCCUCAUCAUCACCGUGGUCGUCACCUUUAUGAUCUGUUGGAUUCCCAACGCUGUCUGCGACCUCAUAUCAACCUUCUCCACACCGAUCCCCGAAGCCUGGUCGUUACUCAUUGUCGCCCUAGCCUCCUUGAACAGCGCCCUCAACCCCCUUCUCUAUGUCUUCGCUGGCCGCGAAUUCCACCAGGUCUUCAGGCGCUCCCUCCUCAUCUCGCUCCAUCUGGCCUUCACCGAGCAGAGGCUGGAUUUGGAGACCCUGUCAAAGACCUUCAGCCACACCUCAAUUAAGAAAGUCCGAGUCGUGGCCAGUCAUCCCACCGAUAACCCCUGA